AUGAACGACAACGCAAAUGAGGCAUCCCAAAGUUACUCCUCAGUGGCUUAUCAGCCCAAAGGCAAACGUAUUCGAGUCAUACAGCAAUUUGUAAACACAAUUCUGGAGGAUGACAAAUUUUGUGAACCACCACGCCAGCCUUUUGAACGACCUGGUGAUGACAUACACCUUUAUGAUUUUAUCGGUGCCGUAGACAUCAAGACGGAUCGUCGAGGGAAGAAGUCAGUGCAGUAUCACGUAAAAUGGAAAGGCUAUGGUAUCAACUUUAUGACUUGGGAACCGGAGAGCCAUAUUUUCGAAGAAGAUUUGCUGGAGUUAUGGUCAAAAUAUGGUCGGAUCUGCGCCACCAAGAAAAAGGAUCCGCAGACACUCAGACUUCGUAUGCAGCAACUGCAUCAAUGCCAUCCAUCAGAAGUCCACAGAGCUGAUGUUCAGGAAAUGGCUCAGGCCGACCAUGUUACGCCGCCAAAAUCGCCGGAGACCGUCGAAACAUCCUAUGAGCAGAAUGUUAAACGAGAUGGUGGCAGCCCCGGUCUUGAUCCGUCCCAAAAUCUCAAAGCAUCAAUGGAAGUUGAAGGUCGUGGUAGGGGUGAUCCAGGCCCAUGUACUCCGCUGCGCUUACCUAUGGUCGAUCGGCAACCGACGCCUCCACAACAAAAGGCUGCUCGACUUGAUGAGGCACAUCAGAAUCCUUUGGCAUGCGUCCGUCGCCCUGAACCUCUUGAUAUGUCCCAGGAGCCACAGAAGCAAGAUGCCACAUCCUCACAUCAAUCAGAAACUAACGAGGUUAGACCUAUGGAGGAAGUCGACACGGCAUCUGUGGCCGGUGAUAAUUUCUUAUACCAUGUGCAUACCUCGCGUGAUAAGGCGCCAAAGAACGGGUCACAUACUCGUACUAAGACUGGUUGUCUCACCUGUCGCAGAAGAAAGAAGAAAUGCGACGAAAACCGUCCUUCGUGUUUCAGUUGCAUUCGUCUCAAGUUGCCUUGUCAGGGAUACGAUUCAGGUCCCCGACGGGUAGAACCUGUGCCUAUCCGUGUUCCAGCCACCCGACAGCAGUUCGGCGCGCAAGACACCACUAUGCUUGCACUGCCCCAGCUGUCCGAGAGCCACGAGCGAGUUUCGAAUCAUCUGUUGCAUAGCACUUUUUCAAGCGACUGCAGUGGGCAUCUCCAUGGGUCAAGAUGUCUUCCACGUCUAGCUGAGCUGUAUCUGCCAACACUAAGAGAGGAUGCAGGUAGAGGAGCACGAUCUUGGGAACUAACAGUCGAUGGCGGACGACAGGGUUUCCCCGUGAGGGACUCGACUCUGAGGCCCAUACAGUUUUCUAACGUCCACUCUAUCCCCAGCUGUCCUAGCUCCUCACCGAGCUAUCUGGGCUUUCCUCAGCCGAUCGAGCCCUCUGUAUGGAUCGAGCCAAAUCAGAUGGCAAUUGAGAAAAUGCCACAGCACCACUGA
This is a messenger RNA of Exophiala oligosperma, 1458 nucleotides long. RefSeq lists its product as uncharacterized. Gene Ontology annotation, biological process: regulation of DNA-templated transcription. Gene Ontology annotation, molecular function: DNA-binding transcription factor activity, RNA polymerase II-specific; zinc ion binding. Lineage: Eukaryota; Fungi; Ascomycota; Eurotiomycetes; Chaetothyriales; Herpotrichiellaceae. The transcript has 2 exons. Bases 1 to 1458 code for a protein of 485 amino acids. The record is from RefSeq and is a predicted model, not a curated record.